This is a messenger RNA of Malassezia globosa CBS 7966, 765 nucleotides long. RefSeq lists its product as uncharacterized. The transcript has 2 exons. Gene Ontology annotation, molecular function: serine-type endopeptidase activity. Gene Ontology annotation, cellular component: mitochondrial inner membrane peptidase complex; membrane. Lineage: Eukaryota; Fungi; Basidiomycota; Malasseziomycetes; Malasseziales; Malasseziaceae. The coding region runs from base 1 to 765 and encodes 254 amino acids. The record is from RefSeq and is a predicted model, not a curated record.
AUGUUGCGGCUGGUUCGAGCGGGGCUUGUCAGACCACCGCACGUGUACGCUCGGUCUCAAAAAGCCUUGAUACAUGCUCAAGCGUGUGCAACACCUAGACCAAGUCUGACGCGGUCGGUCCUACGCGUGUUAGCAUGGGUCCCAGUGGCUAUCUUUUUAACGAGCCAUGUCGUAAGCAUCGCCAAUGUGCAUGGGACUAGCAUGACGCCUACCUUCAACCCUAUACCUACCGAUCAGCAUCGGCGACCCACGCAAGUCAAGAGUACAGAUGUUGUAUUGCUGAACCGACUCAUAGCUGCAUCGAGAAAAUACAAAAAAGGAGAUAUCGUUACACUAACUUCUCCGACAGAGCCGAACAAGGUUAUUACAAAACGAAUCCUGGCCCUUGGCGGCGACACUGUAAACCUGUGGGUGCCCCGUGGCUUGGAUCUCACGCCCGUUCCCAAGGAGUUGCGUCAAGGCGAGAUUCAGUCAUUGGCAUACACACAAAUUUAUCACAAUGCCUUGCAUGAGCUGGCAACAGAGACGCAAGAGCAUGAAUCAGGGGCCUGGAUGCGGAUUACAAUUCCCCCAAACUGUGCGUGGGUCGAAGGCGAUGCUAGUGCUCAGCAAUCUCGUUUUGACCGAUUGCAUCCCGAAAUCAAGAGUCGCGAUAGCCGCGAAUUUGGACCUGUGCCGCUUGGUCUUAUUAACUCGCGGAUUGAGUGGAUUCUUUGGCCGCUGUCGCGCUUUGGACGGCCAGGAAAGCGGCCCAUGGAUUCGUAA